AUGGCCCCCGCAAUGAGGCCGGAGCAGGAGGCGAGCUGCAAGGCCACCGAGGACCACCGCUCCGAGUUCGACGCCGCCAAGCCGCCGCCCUUCCGCAUCGGCGACGUCCGCGCCGCCGUGCCGGCCCACUGCUGGCGCAAGAGCCACGUCGCCGUCGUCGCGGCGCUCGCCGCCGCCGCGUGGCGGGCCGACAGCUGGGCCCUCUGGCCGCUCUACUGGGCCGUCCAGGGCACCAUGUUCUGGGCGCUCUUCGUCCUCGGACACGACUGUGGUCACGGGAGCUUCUCGGACAGCGGCACGCUCAACAGCGUCGUCGGCCACCUGCUGCACACCUUCAUCCUCGUCCCGUACAAUGGCUGGAGGAUCAGCCACAGAACGCACCAUCAGAACCAUGGCCACAUCGAAAAGGACGAGUCAUGGCACCCGAUCACUGAGAAGGUGUACCAGAAAUUGGAACCACGGACAAAGACACUGCGCUUCUCAGUACCGUUCCCACUGCUGGCUUUCCCUGUUUACCUCUGGUACAGAAGCCCGGGCAAGGAGGGCUCACACUUCAAUCCGAGCAGCGAUCUGUUUACUCCCAAGGAGAGGCGUGAUGUGAUCAUCUCCACCACCUGCUGGUUCACGAUGAUUGCGCUGCUCAUCGGCAUGGCGUGUGUCUUUGGCCUGGUACCUGUGCUCAAGCUAUACGGGGUUCCAUAUAUUGUGAAUGUCAUGUGGCUUGAUUUGGUGACGUAUCUUCACCACCAUGGUCACCAGGACCUCCCAUGGUACCGCGGCGAGGAAUGGAGCUACCUCCGUGGUGGCCUGACGACUGUGGAUCGGGACUAUGGAUGGAUCAACAACAUCCACCAUGACAUUGGCACCCAUGUCAUCCACCACCUCUUCCCCCAAAUACCUCACUACCACCUAGUAGAAGCAACCAAGGCAGCAAGGCCAGUACUGGGCAGAUACUACCGGGAGCCGGAGAAGUCAGGCCCGCUCCCAGUGCACCUCAUCACCGUCCUCCUCAAGAGCUUGAGAGUCGAUCACUUUGUCAGCGACGUGGGAGAUGUCGUCUUCUACCAAACCGACCCCAGCUUGAGCGGCGACAAGUGGACCGGAGCCGACAAGCAGAAGUGA
This is a messenger RNA of Triticum turgidum subsp. durum (durum wheat), 1122 nucleotides long. NCBI's taxonomy places the organism in Eukaryota, Viridiplantae, Streptophyta, Magnoliopsida, Poales, Poaceae. The record is from the annotation of a GenBank genome assembly.